AUGGCUUUCCUGGCUGGCACACGACCGGGACCAGGACCACUUGCUGGCCUGGGGACGAGACUGAUGCCAGCCCUUCCCAGCCAGUCCAUUCGUUGUCUGUCACUUGCGCAGUAG
Messenger RNA from Colletotrichum orchidophilum, 114 nucleotides. RefSeq lists its product as uncharacterized. NCBI's taxonomy places the organism in Eukaryota, Fungi, Ascomycota, Sordariomycetes, Glomerellales, Glomerellaceae. The transcript has a single exon. Bases 1 to 114 code for a protein of 37 amino acids. The record is from RefSeq and is a predicted model, not a curated record.